This is a messenger RNA of Vitis riparia (riverbank grape), 1895 nucleotides long. Its product is annotated as 8-amino-7-oxononanoate synthase-like. Lineage: Eukaryota; Viridiplantae; Streptophyta; Magnoliopsida; Vitales; Vitaceae. The record is from RefSeq and is a predicted model, not a curated record. Gene Ontology annotation, biological process: biosynthetic process. Gene Ontology annotation, molecular function: pyridoxal phosphate binding.
GUAGGUUUAGGACCACCUUGGGCGGCCGUUGGGAACUUUGAAUGAAGGGGUUGGUGCGCAGCGCACCUUCCUGUUCAGAGUAGUUGUUAUAGUCUCACCAUUUUAGCCUAAAGUUUCAGACCUAAUACAUAGACCUCAGCCUCACUUCAAAUUCUUGAAAAUGGAAAUGGAAGCCAACUCCUGGGACAGCUGGGUGGACCAAGCUCUUUCCAGACUCCACUCUCUUAAACUCAUUCGCUCUCUCAGACCCAUUCACCUCCCCAACCCACUACCAACUCCCCGUGAUUUCGAGGUGUUCCACCAUUUGAGCCCUUGGGAUCGAUUAGCAAUUGAGAUUAAGAUAUCAGAACCCACAUUCCUCAAGUGGGUCAAUGAAAUUCCCUCUUCUGGAGAUGAGGCUGCCUGUGGAGAUGGACUGGAUGAUGAAAAAGUUGGGGCGAGCCAUCAGAAAUCUAGAGAUCUACUCUUAUUCUCUGGAAAUGAUUACUUGGGCUUGAGCUCACAUCCAACAAUUGGGAAGGCUGCUGCAAAGGCAGCCCAGGAACAUGGAAUGGGCCAGGGUUCUGCUUUAGUUUGCGGGUAUACCAAUUAUCAUAGGCUACUGGAGUCAUGCUUGGCAGACUUAAAGAAGAAAGAGGAUUGCCUUCUUUGCCCUACAGGGUUUGCAGCCAAUAUGGUGAUGGUGGCGCUGGGAAGUGUCAGCUCGCUCUUGUCUGGAUCAAAACCUUUGAAGGAUGAAAGGGUUGCCAUAUUUUCUGAUGCUUUGAACCAUGCAUCAAUAAUCGAUGGCAUCCGUCUUGCUGAGCGGCAAGGAAGUGCAGAGAUUUUCGUUUAUAGACACUGUGAUAUGCCCCACCUUAAUGAAUUAUUAUCAAGCUGCACACUGGAGAAAAAAGUCGUUGUGACUGAUAGCUUGUUUAGUAUGGAUGGAGACUUUGCACCCAUGGCUGAGCUUGCCAAGCUUCGCAAGAAGCAUGGAUUUUUGUUGGUCAUUGAUGAUGCUCAUGGAACAUUUGUUUGUGGCAAAAAUGGCGGGGGAGUUGCUGAGGAGUUUAAUUGUGAAAGUGAUGUUGACAUAUGCGUAGGCACUCUGAGUAAGGCUGCAGGUUGCCAUGGUGGGUUCAUAGCAUGCAGCAAAAGGUGGAAGCAACUCAUACUAUCAAGGGGUCGUUCUUUUAUAUUUUCAACUGCAAUGCCAGUCCCUGUUGUUGCUGCUACCCUAGCUGCUGUCAUUGUGGCAAAAACGGAGAAAUGGCGCAGAGUUGCAAUCUGGAACCGAGUGCAAGACUUUCGAGCCCUUACAGGAAUCCCUAUUGGAAGCCCAAUCAUUUCCCUAAUUGUUGGAAGUGAAGAGAGAGCGCUGCAAGCUAGCCGGCAUUUGUUGAAAUCUGGUUUCCAUGUUACUGCGAUCAGACCACCAACAGUGCCUCCCAACUCAUGCAGGUUAAGGGUGACUCUAACUUCAGUACACACAACUGAAGAUGUGAAGAAGCUGACAGUUGCCUUGUCUGAUUGCAUCGGCUUGACCCAGAUCAGGGUAUACAGCUCAAGUGGAUAUGCAAGGCUCUAGGACUCCAUUCUUUAGCUGAAUUGAAUUUUUAGUCAGUCAGGUGCUCUCCUCAACAAUUAUUGCAGUCAAGUAAGGGAGAGAGGGAGGCCAGGCAACUAAUUGGGAGAGUUCAUAAUUUCAUUGCACUCAUUAGGAGCAUUCGUUUGGGUAUAAUAUUUCUUUUUGCCUUUUGUCAUAGAAAAACAUGUAAUUUCAUUGGCAUAGGAUGUAGAUUGCUUUUACAGUAGAUUAAUAAUUCCUGUUCUCUUGUAAUUUCAUUGACAAAAGAUGUAGAUUUUUUCUUUUAUUUUAUUUUUAUGCCAUUUGAUAAGCCGUGUAAUGCUAC